This is a messenger RNA of Hibiscus syriacus, 868 nucleotides long. RefSeq lists its product as uncharacterized. Bases 104 to 637 code for a protein of 177 amino acids. The record is from RefSeq and is a predicted model, not a curated record. Lineage: Eukaryota; Viridiplantae; Streptophyta; Magnoliopsida; Malvales; Malvaceae. The transcript has a single exon.
UUCAUUUUGAAUUUCGUCUGAAAAAUCUCCCCCAAUCUCCGUUUCAAAGCUCUUUUAAGUCUCUUUAUUUGUUCGUAGUAUAUAAUUUUCCUGUUUUUCAGCCAUGUGUGUUGCAGUUUUAAAACCAGAUGAUUGUUUAAAGCUACCGAAUCCCAUGAAACACCACAAAAAUCUCUACCCUAAACCGAACCGUUCGAAUCGGGUACCGCAAAACCGAAAGAAUCAGUUUCCGAUGACCUCCCCUCCCCCUACUCCGUCUGCCUGCUCCAAAUCCCCGGCCAGAAAUCUCGUGAUGGGUCAAGUCAAGAUCCUCAAACGCGGCGAAUAUUUGGAAAAACCAUCCCCUCAAAAGUCCGUCGGGUUCGAAAAGGAAAACAUUGAUGUAGAUCUGGGUUCAACUAAUCGCUUGGGUCCAGAUCCUGGGUCUAUCCCGACCCAGAUCCGACUGACCGAGUCAAACAGCAAGAGCGGCAACGAUAAGUUCGUUCCAGUCUCGUUUUAUUCUGGGUCUGCCUUCAUAGCAUCGCCGCCACCGAGUUCCGUUCCGAUGCCGGUGUUCUUCACGAAGACGACUGAGGUUUCUGUAAAGAAUAACGACGCCACAAGUGACUUGAGGAGGAUAUUGAGGCUGGAUUAGAAGUGGUAGUUUGAUCUUAUCGGUCUGGGUUUCGAUUUGUGUACUCUGGUGUUCGAUCAUCCCUUAUUUUUUCAAGGGGAGAGGUCGAAAAAUAUGUUAGGCUGUAGCUUUUCGUAAUGAUGCUUCGUACGGUGUAUAACGUAACUGCAUGUAGCUUUUAGUUAACUCGUCUGCGUUAAUAUGCAAAGUUGUCUCUGGGCUCUUUAAUUUAUUUGUUAACAGCUUAUGGUG